This is a messenger RNA of Cherax quadricarinatus, 2461 nucleotides long. RefSeq names its product inositol monophosphatase 1. The record is from RefSeq and is a predicted model, not a curated record. Gene Ontology annotation, biological process: phosphatidylinositol phosphate biosynthetic process; inositol metabolic process; signal transduction. Gene Ontology annotation, molecular function: inositol monophosphate 1-phosphatase activity. Lineage: Eukaryota; Metazoa; Arthropoda; Malacostraca; Decapoda; Parastacidae.
UAUUAUGGACCCCAUAGACGUCCUGUGGGUGGUAGUCAAAAUAUUACAGAGUUACAUAAUGGGCCCAGGGACUGGACCCCCAAAGUUUUGAUAGCUGAACUAGGUACAUUAUUAUUAUUAUAAUCAAAAAGAAGCGCUAAGCCACAAGGACUAUACAGCUGAACUAGGUACAAAGCUUGUGCGUGAUGCCAUCAAAAAGAAAAAAAAUAUUGAGAUGAAGAGUUCAGCUGUGGACCUUGUAACGGAGACAGACAAGGCAGUAGAAAAGCUGCUGAUAACUGGCUUGUCUAGUGCCUUCCCAGACCACAAAUUCAUCGGUGAGGAAUCUGUGGCAGGUGGAGAAAAAUGUGUCCUUACGGAUGAGCCAACUUGGAUUAUUGACCCUGUAGAUGGGACAAUGAAUUUUGUACACAGUUUCCCAUACACUUGCAUCUCAGUGGCUCUGUGGGUAAAUAAAGAUGCUGAAGUAGGCAUUGUGUAUAACCCAAUACUGGAACACAUGUUUACUGCUCUGAAAGGCCAGGGUGCAUACUUGAAUGAUGAGAAAAUUUCAGCAUCAGGAGAAACAGACCUGAGUAAAGCCCUUGUAUUUUCUGAAAUGGGAACAAGUCAUGACCCUGAAAAGGUGGAUACAGUAAUAACCAACAUUACAACACUGUUGACAAAAGUCCAUGGAAUCCGUGCCAUGGGAUCGUGCACCUUGAAUAUGUGUCAUGUAGCUCUGGGUGGUGUUGAUGCCUGCUUUGAGUUUGGCAUUCAUAGCUGGGACACGGCAGCAGCUUACUUGGUCGUAAAGGAAGCAGGGGGAGUGAUCAUUGAUACUGAGGGUGGCCCAUUUGACUUAAUGCGUCGGCGAGUACUGUGUGCUUCAACACAAGAAUUAGCAGAGAAGAUAGCUAAGCUCCUGAAGCAGUACCAACCAGAACGAGAUGAUGCUCAUUAGUAAUGAGGAAUUUGUUGAAAAUGGCAGUUUGAAGUCAUAGCUUUUUUAGCCAAGCACUUCCCAUCUCUGCAAACUACUGAAGACUUUACGUGCGUGAAGGCCUGGAGUAUGGUUUUCAGAAAUCCUUGACAAAUUCACAAGGUUCUUUUUCCCCAUGUGGUCAUCAUCUUCAUGAUGGAUCAUUCCCAGACAGAACAAGGAAUUAAACUACUCUACUGUACUGUACACUGUUUGAAUAGUUAAUAUAUAAAAAACUAAAUACUAUACAAUGAAACCUCGGUUUUCGAAUUUAAUUAGUUUUAGAUGUCGAUUUGACAACCAAAAUCGACAACAACCUAAAGUAAUUUUUCUCAGAAAGUAUAAUGUAAAUUAGAAUUAAUCUCUUCCAGACCCCAAAUGAUAAUGCAGUAAUAUAUUAAUAAUGUAGUAAUUACUACAUACAAUAAUGUAUAAAAUUAUACAGCACAGGGAAACUUGCUUUUUUACAAAUAAUGGUCACUGAAACACUAUCACCCUGUAACUUGUUUUUCAUUUAUCCAAAUCGACAAGAGUUUUUUAAUCUCGGUAAUUUGUGGCCUUUGCUUUAAUAUCACUUUCAUGCCUUUGGCAACAUCAACUGCUUAAUUUUUUAUCUUUGGUCCAAAAUUGUGCUAAUGGUAGACACAUUUAACAAAAAGUUUUUCUAUGUCAACCAUGUGGAGCUGAUCUUCAUACUUACUAACUUCUUUUUUUAAACUCAACAGUGCUUUUUACAACUUUCUUUUUACUUUCAUCUCUCUAUCCUUCUUUGGACCCAUGAUUUAUCUCGCAAUAAAAAACAGUGCACCAAAACUGCAAAAUAACAAAAAAAGUUCACAAGAUGCACAAUGAAAGCUCGAGAGAUGUUUUCAGUAUGCGAGUUAGUGGCAAUACUGACUCAUACCCAUGCUCUCAACCAAUUGUCCAAUGCGCAUUCUGUGAGCACGUGACCUGAGCCACUUUAUCCUAUUCUGUGCUCGAAAACUUAUCCGUCAACAACCAAGAGAACAUACGAAAACCAGGCUAACAUGCACAUAUACACAUACACAUGAUGCAAUAAGAUCACAGUAAACAAGUGAUAUCACAAUAUUCAGAACUGUGAAAAAAUAGGGAAAUUCCAAGCACUUUCAUGAUUUCUCACAUUAUCAAGUUACUGAUAAUGUGAGAAAUCACUACAGCAUUUGGAUUUCACUAUUUUUUUUCAGUGGUUGUUCUGCAUAUAGACAUAUAUGUUUAUAUACACUUUAGUAAUAUUAGCAAAGUGAAAAGUAAAUAAAUAUGUACCAUGUAUACAGUAUUUUGGUAUUACUGUUAUUCAGAUGGUCAUCUGGGAAAGGAUCUCAUAGUUACAAACAUAGGUUUAUAAAUAUGUUAACCCUUUCGCUGUCCAGACCCACAAUGAAACUUGCUCUCUAGUGUCCAAAAAUACCCCCCCUCCCCCUUCCAAAAAAAAAAAAAAAUUGUCUGAAAUAGUAGACAAUUUUUUUCUGAAGGUAUUGC